Plasmodium relictum is the source of this 1347-nucleotide messenger RNA. Its product is annotated as conserved Plasmodium protein, unknown function. The transcript has a single exon. Bases 1 to 1347 code for a protein of 448 amino acids. NCBI's taxonomy places the organism in Eukaryota, Apicomplexa, Aconoidasida, Haemosporida, Plasmodiidae. The record is from RefSeq and is a predicted model, not a curated record.
AUGAAUGAAAAAGUAAAAUGGAACAACAAGAGAACAAAUAAAAUAUAUGGAAAUAAGUUAAAAGACCUCGAACAACACAAAAAAGACUUUACACUUUUUUAUAUAACCGAUUUAUUAAAUAUAAUUUACAAUACAUAUAAAAAUAUAAAACCGGUUUAUAUUCAUUUUAUAUGUUCAAAAAAGAAUGAAAGCCAUCAUCCUAAAAAAAAUAAUUUAAUUUACUAUACACCUAAUUCUAUUUUAGAGCAAUAUUUUCCUGAGUAUUUUCAAAAUGUUUAUUUUUUAUGUGCUCAUUAUACAAUAUGGGAGAAUAAAAUAACUGAAAAUAAAAAUGAUACAAAUCAGAAUCAUGUUAAUAAAAAUGAUCAUAGUCAAUGCAAAUCCAGUAACUUGAAUGAAAAUGAUACUAAUAAAAAUGAAAAUAAAGAAACUUUUUAUUUUAUUUUUACUUUUUACAUGGAGCCCAACUUUAUAUGGGAAGAAAUUAACAUCCCAAUAUUUCAUGAGAGGGGAUACAUUGAAUGCAAAUUUGAUUCAAUUGAUAAUUUAAUGAAAAUAAAUAGUUUUGUAAACUUGUCAGAUAAUUUAAAAAUAUAUACUUAUAAUAAAACAUUAAUUCAAUAUAUUUUUGAUUUAAGUAAUAAUAAUAAUACAUGUGAUAAUAGAAACAAGGAAGUAUACAACAAUUUCAAAAAUGUGCAUUUGCUGCCAUUUUUUAUCUCAACUGAUUAUUUACAUAAAAAUUGUAAAAUAUGCAAAACAAGAGUAAUAAGUUUUAAUGAGAAAGAUAUAUACUGCAAAAUUGAUGAAGAGGAAAAUCUUCCUAAAAGUAUUUUGUUAUUUAUGAAAAAUAAAUUAAAUAUGAAAUUGAAGAGUAUUGAAAAAGAAGCGGAAAAGGAAGAAAAAGAAAAAGUAAAAAGUUUUAUCAAUCAAAAUAAUAUAAAAAAAAAAGUAAAGAAUUAUAAUGACGAUUAUUUUAUUGGUUUAAAUUACACUAAGGUAAAACGAAUUAUAAAUUAUACUAAUAAUACUUUUGAAAACAAUUUUUCUGAUCAAGAGUUGGAAAAUAUCCUUCUAAGUAUGAAUAAAAAUAAUUCUUUAAAAGAUAAAGAAAAUACGAACUGCAUUAAUAAUAAUAUUAUAAAUAUGCAUUUUGAGUUGAAUGAAUACUACAAUUUUAUACAAAAAAAGAAAAAUCAAUUCAAAAACACAUUAAGUGAUCCUUGGCAACUGGGAAUAGACAAUAAUAUUGAUAAUGAAAAAAAUAUCUUAGAAAAAAAAAAAAACUUUUUUAUAAAUGAUUUUAAAAUUCGUAAGCCUUUUAAUAAAAAAAUAAAAAAAAAAUAA